This is a messenger RNA of [Candida] anglica, 822 nucleotides long. The record is from the annotation of a GenBank genome assembly. NCBI's taxonomy places the organism in Eukaryota, Fungi, Ascomycota, Pichiomycetes, Serinales, Debaryomycetaceae.
AUGUCCCUAAUAACGCUGUCGCAGACUCAAGUUAUAGAGAAUUCUAUUUCCAGUUAUAUUGAGAAUUAUGACCGUAUAGCACAGCAAUAUUUGACCCUUCGUCAAAACAUUUUAACGCUCUUUAAUGGAGAGAAUAACUCCAACAGUGAAACACAAUUGAAAGCUCAAAAAUACAAAUAUGAAUUGGAGAAAGUGCGAGAGGCAUAUACCCUCCAUGUUGAGGCCUUGGUAACCCAGUUGGACAUUCAUGAACAAGUCCCCCUGACCCAUACCAUUGAAUUGGACCAGACUCACGAUACCUUACAAGAAACGAAAAUUCGAUUGAAUGAUCAGAUUAAAAACUUGACCACGGUUCAGAAGCCUUUGUUAGAUGACUUGGGUAAGCUCUUGGUCGAAUUUGAGUCUGGAUUGAACACGAAAAGGCGGCCCGGAACCAAACCAAAUGCCGCCAAACAAAUGAAUGGCACGGUCAAUGACAAGGAAAAUAGUUAUAACGAACAACUCUUGUUCGGAUACGACGAGUUGAAAGCUCUAGCCACGCUGGUUGAUGGUGUAGAUCUCCACAAGUACUUGGAUGAGCAUCUAGAUGGCGGGAAGACGUUUAGAAGAUUGGCGGAUAACAAGUAUGUUUACAAUGCUUCCAGGUCAUCAGUGCAGGAAAAGGCCACCACUACCGUGGCAGAGUACGAUGAAAUGAUUAGAGCUGUAAUUCACAGCAUUGGGGAGUUGGAGGCAACUGGGGCUGAAGCUAGAGACAGAUGGAGUGUCAAUGCACUCCGUUUGGAUGUGAUAAAGGAGGCAUUAAUGGAUGAGAAUUUCUAA